AGCGUCUGAUAGAGGUUUGCAUUCAGCUCUUGACGAUCGUGGCGUUGUGCGCCUUUGCGGUCUCUGCGGGAGUCAUUGUCGGCGCUGUCAUGACACGGUCCACACUCACCCCAGGCAUGUUCCUGGUUUCCGUUACGGCCUUCGAGAAGGAGCCCUUCGCCGAGUUUCUGUCGCUCGACGCCUCGGGGGGAGCAUCCACCACCCCUACCAGCACAACUGCGGUAUUUAGGGCGCAGUUUGUCGUGACCCUUGCACUGAGCAACAAGAUUUCCAUUCGCUCCGGGGUGGCCCUCUGCGCUUCAGGUGCUUUUAUCGAGUCGCUGGGGCUCUUCCUUGAGCUGCUGUAUCUGCCUGCGGGAGUGAUGCCCACUGCGGAUAACUGUUAUUCCGAGACAGGCGCCUUCUCUACGGAGCUGUCUCUCCAGCCCAGCGAGCAAUACCCCUCCCCCACUGCUGCGGGAGACCUCGUGCGACGAGGCCGCCAAAACGCCUCCCUGAUUAAAAGAGCUGGAGUCGAGACAGGCGUGCAGGACGGGGAUACGGAUGACUCCAGCGGAACGCAAGGUGACCCUGCAUCAGCUUCGCGCCUCGUACACGUGGUGCUUUUCCGUGCUGACAAGCGGCUUCAGCAGCUCUUGCAGUAUGACGCCAAUAAAGCACAGUCGCAUCCCGCAGUCGGCCCUACCCAACUAAUUCUAAACUCUGUACCCUUCAUUCCUGGGCUUCGGAGGGGCACAGACAAGGUCUGCCUGUACGUGGGUAUCAACCUUCCGCUGGAGGCUGCCGACAGCGCCUUAAAAGAGAGUAUUAAGCGAGACUGCGAGGAUAGAAAUAGAGUGUUUUUUCAACUCCGGGCUCCUGCUGCUUCCGCCAGCAGUAUGUUUACUCGGCUGUGGCAUAAGCCCUUCGCCUUCGGGCUGUUUUCCGUCCCUUGCACUGCACAGACGGUUGCCGCGGGAGAUUGGCCUCCAAAAAUCAGGGAAAGCUUCAUCCGACAGAAAGAUGCAUACGUUCUCGAGAUGACAAUCCUCUCCAUGGAAAGCGGGCACAACUGA
Cyclospora cayetanensis is the source of this 1055-nucleotide messenger RNA. RefSeq lists its product as uncharacterized. The transcript is spliced from 2 exons. The annotation marks the transcript as partial. The record is from RefSeq and is a predicted model, not a curated record. Lineage: Eukaryota; Apicomplexa; Conoidasida; Eucoccidiorida; Eimeriidae.